Messenger RNA from Rubroshorea leprosula, 775 nucleotides. NCBI's taxonomy places the organism in Eukaryota, Viridiplantae, Streptophyta, Magnoliopsida, Malvales, Dipterocarpaceae. The record is from the annotation of a GenBank genome assembly.
AUACCACUACCCCUCUCCAAUUUUAGUUCACCAGCAGAUAAAAGAGGUUCAAUCCUUUAGUUUGGAAAAUAAAUAAAUAGUAACAUUUCUUUUAAGCUCAAAACUUGAUGAAAUGGCACAAACACAACACAUGCUAAAUAUCUCUAAGACCACAAUAAUUCACAGCAGUUUCUAUCAAUGGCAAUUCUUACCUCUUUCUCUGCCUUCCCCCAUCUCCCAGUCCACAACUAUUGAGGUUGUCCCACUUCCACCACUAAAUGAUAUCAAGUGUCCAACAGCAGAAAUCAAAUUCCUGGACUAACUAUUGAUAGUAGUUCACUGAAACAAAAUUCUAAGCAUAUGAGGGAAAACAGAGUCUUGAGAAAAUGCUAGUCAAAUACUUAGAUGGAUUAGUUUAUGGAGAAGAACCAAAAAAAAAAAAAAAAUUGGUUUCAUUUGUAGACCAAAAUAACAACCACAAAUGCUUCCAAAAAUGAAAUGGAGAGUAUUGAUCCAAGUUCAAUAGGACAUACAAAUAUGCAUUGAAGCUUAAAGUGAAAGAAAAGUUUGUCGCACCUGUUUUCGACUUCUUACAGUUGCACUUUCUCAACUGUAAAAUAUAAGUAACAAAAGGAUUGGCAAAAAGAGAUUAAAUCUUAAAACAUGAGACUAUAUUUAAAUCAUUGAAUAAUGAACUAAAGGAAAAUCUGAUCAAACCACAUUUGAUCACAAUACUUCAAUAACAUCAGUAAAAAUCUCCUCAUUUUACCUACUUGGCCAGCAGACUUUGCCCUUG